Molecule: messenger RNA, 132 nt
Organism: Chondrus crispus (carragheen)
Lineage: Eukaryota; Rhodophyta; Florideophyceae; Gigartinales; Gigartinaceae
Exons: 1
Coding region: 1-132 (43 amino acids)
Source: RefSeq, a predicted model, not a curated record
AUGUCGUCCUCAUCAGUGCCCUUCCUCUGUGAAUCACUGUCACCACUAGAAUCACUUUAUUUUUGUGACGUCAACAUCUUGAAGUGCUCUUUUGUUGACUGUUUUGUGAUUCACACACAAAUUGUUUUGUGA